Molecule: messenger RNA, 5246 nt
Organism: Salarias fasciatus (jewelled blenny)
Lineage: Eukaryota; Metazoa; Chordata; Actinopteri; Blenniiformes; Blenniidae
Gene: ehbp1
Product: EH domain binding protein 1
Exons: 26
Coding region: 747-4697 (1316 amino acids)
Molecular function (GO): protein binding
Source: RefSeq, a predicted model, not a curated record
ACGCUCCUCACACGAAACGAUCCCUCAAACUAUCGCCAACUAUCGGACUACUUCACUGCGGGAACCAGCACCGGGGCGUCCGGCUGCUCUCUUUUCAUCCGUAUCUUGGCCGCACAUCACCGGGAGUGUUUCGUUCUCCGGCGUUACCGUCUCGAACCUCACCUGUGGAGUAAAUGUCUCCGCUUGGAAACCAAGGGUUUCCGUGGCGGCUAGCCCCCGAUGCUAGCCCCGUUAGCUAGCUGUAUGGAGGUAAUUAGCUAGCGAAGCUCCGGCUCGCUUGAGUCCCCCGCACACGAUUCCUCCUCUCUCCCCCCUUCCCCUCUGUCGCCGUGUCCCCGCUUCGUCUCCUGGAAAUGUCUCUGCGGUGAAGGAGGAAGAUCACCAGAUGGAAAUAAGAUAUUUAUACCCAAUGGAUUACUCAUCACUGCUUUCCAAAUUAUGUAGUGCUUCUCCUCUUGGCAUCAUGAUCGCCAUCAAAUCAGAGUCGGACUACUGCUGCAGAGAUUUCUCUUCUUUACAUGGGGAUUUAUCAGGCAGUUUUUAAAGAGCUUCAGUCAAGCCUGGAUGUGCAGUCAGAUCUGUUUUCCCUCCCAACGUGGCUCAGAUGAAAUAUUGACUAUGUGUCUGUGCAGGUUGGGAAUGCCAGGAUUCAUAUAAACGUUUACAGUGACUUCGUACAAAGGAAUCCCAAAGAAGGAAGGCCAGGAAGGGAUCGGCACGCAGGAACUACCCGUUCCCCGAGAAACAUGGCCUCGGUUUGGAAGAGACUGCAGCGCGUGGGGAAGCACGCCUCCAAAUUCCAGUUCGUGGCUUCCUAUCAGGAAUUAAUGGUGGAGUGCACCAAGAAAUGGCAACCCGACAAACUGGUGGUGGUGUGGACCCGCAGGAGCCGGCGGAAAUCCUCAAAGGCCCACAGUUGGCAGCCUGGCAUCAAAAACCCCUACAGAGGAGUUGUGGUGUGGCCUGUACCAGAGAACAUAGAGAUCACUGUCACUCUGUUUAAGGACCCCCAUGCAGAGGAGUUUGAGGACAAAGAAUGGACGUUUGUCAUUGAAAAUGAGUCUCCAUCGGGCCGGAGGAAGGCCUUGGCCACCAGCAGCAUCAACAUGAAGCAGUACGCCAGCCCGAUGCCCACUCAGACCGACGUCAAGCUCAAGUUCAAGCCGCUGUCCAAGAAGGUGGUGUCGGCCACGCUGCAGUUCUCCCUCUCCUGCAUCUUCCUCCGUGAGGGAAAAGCCACUGAUGAGGACAUGCAGAGCCUGGCCAGCUUGAUGAGCAUGAAACAGGCUGACAUCGGCAACCUGGACGACUUUGAGGAGGAGAACGAGGAAGACGAGGAGAACAGGGUGAACCAAGAGGAGAAAGCGGCCAAGAUCACAGAGAUUGUAAACCAGUUGAAUGCCCUCAGCUGCUUACAUGGGGAUGAUGAUGAUGAUGAUGGUGGUGGUGGUGGUCUUGGUGUUCCCAAGCGAGCACGCAAAGCAACAGCUAAGCCUGCUGCUUCCUCCCAAGAGCUAAUUAACAAGCUGAACUUCCUGGAGGACGAGGAUCAGGAAACGGCCCGCGACAUGAGCACCAACCCCUUCGACGAGCCCGAUGACGACAUCCAUCCGAACCACCUGAACCCGUUCGGUGAUCCGGAUAUAGAAGAGCCCCCCCCUCAGCCGGUACCACGGCAGCGCCUCGAAGACGACUCCUUCUUCGAAGACUCUUCGAAUCCCUUCAACGAUCCGGACGAACCCGAGCCGUCCCUGGGGAACCCCUUCGAUGAGGCGGACCAGGACCUGGACUCCCAGCCCGAGCCCCCCAGGCCCCGACAGAGGAAGGGGGUCCGGCCCGUGGACAUGAGCAAAUACCUGUACGCCGACAUCGCUCCCAACGAGGAGGAGGAGCUCGACGAAUCCAAUCCGUUCUACGAGCCAAAGACGUCGAGCCCCACCGGCGGCCCCGCUCCAGAUGCCGGCAGCAGCCAGAAGAGGAGGGCGCCCCCACCCCCGAGUCCUGGCCCCGGCCCCGGCUCCAGCACACCGCCCUCCAAACCCCACCCGGGCCCGGACAGGGAUCGAACGCCGGCCGUCGGGCCCAGCCCAGUGGCAGCAGUGAUAGGGAGAGAGCUGGCCUCAUCUUCCCCGAAGCCCAGUCCUGUACCGAGUCCGGUUCUGGGAGGGAAACCCAACGCCAGCCAGUCGCUCCUGGCCUGGUGCCGGGAGGUGACCAAGAACUACCGCGGGGUGAAGAUCACCAACUUCACCACCUCCUGGAGGAACGGACUGGCCUUCUGCGCCCUGCUGCACCAUUUCAGACCGGACGUAAUAGACUACAAGUCGCUCAAUCCUCAGGAUAUUAAAGAAAACAACAAAAAGGCUUACGAUGGCUUUGCCAGCCUCGGCAUCUCUCGCCUCCUGGAGCCCUCCGACAUGGUGCUGCUGGCCAUCCCCGACAAGCUGACGGUGAUGACCUACCUGUACCAGAUCCGGGCGCACUUCUCCGGCGAGGAGCUCAACGUGGUGCAGAUCGAAGCCAACAGCAGCCGCAGCACCUACAAAGUGGGCGACUUUGAGACGGACACCAACGCCUCCAUCGGCCAGGACAAGUUCUACGCCGAGCUGAACGACGUGCAGCACCGCCAGGCCAACUCUCAGCCCGCCGUGUCCGCUGGCGGCGAGACCGCCGAGGCCAAUGGGGCCGACGCCCCCGAGGGGGAGGCAGGGGAACCGGGGUGGAAGGCCGAGGCGGGACAGGUCAUUGCCUGCACGCCUGCAACAAGGCCUCUGCAGUCAUCGACUCCCGUCCCGUCUCCACGCACAGCGCCCGGCGCGCCGGCCACAAACUCCGCCCACGUGACAGCGCCGCCACCCGCCGAGGAACGGGGGAGCCUCCUAAAAGCCAACACCCUGGACCUCAGCGAGCUACCGCAGCGAGUGGAGAGAGAGAUGGAAAAGGACCGCCAGCGUAAAAACGAGGCGGCGGAAGAUCGAAGGGAAGGCGCAGCCGAGCCGGCGUCCCCCACCCGGAAGGGAGCCCCCUCCUCCCCCUCCUCCCCUCCGCACCAGAAGCUGGGCUUCUCCUACAACAGGGACGCCGACCUCAUCAAGAAGAAGAGAGCCGGGCUGCGUCACUCAGAGUCUGAGCCCACCUCCGAGACCGGCUCCUCACCGGUCAACCACACAGACGCCCCCGUCAAACAGGAGCCGACAGUCGCCCCUCUCUCCAGUCCACCAGCUGAAAAGAAGGUUCUGUCUCGUCAGGAGGAGCUGAAGGAGAGAGCCAGGCUCCUCCUGGAACAGGCCCGCAGAGACGCUGCCAUGAAAGCCGGCAACAAGAACGUCCCCUCCUCAGCCGUGACUGGAACCAACAGGCCUGCAGGAGUCUGCGAUGAGCGAGACGCAGAGCGGCGGAGGCAGCUGAGAGAGCGAGCCCGGCAGCUGAUCGCCGAGGCCCGGUCCGGAGUCAAGAUGUCCGACAUGAGCCUGCUGGACACGCCGAGCACCGACAGGGGGAAAACCGGGAAGCCCGGCACUGCUGGAGAUGUUUUGCACAGAGCGAGAAGUCCUCACGAAGAUGAUGGUGAGGAUGAGAAGGAGAGCAGAGUUCAGGAGGAACAGACUCGCUAUACUGCUGCUUCUGCUGCUUCUGCCGCUGAGGAUGAUGAUGAUGAUGAUGAUGAUGAUGAUACUGUUGAUGCUUCCACGUCCGCGCUGGUUACUAACCCUCUUCCACCGGAGGCUCUUCCAGCCGCCUCCAGCAGCCAGGAGCCGUCGGAGCUUACUAACCCCGACUCUGAGCUAACCUCUCCGGGCGCUAACAGCAAGCAUGUGGAUCUGAAGCUGAAGAAACUGGUGGAGGUCAGUCCAAGAGGAGUCACGUCCCCUUCGUCCCCGUCCUCCACCUCCUCCUCGUCCUCGCCCACCGCCUCCUCUACCUCCCCGCUCAGCCCGGCAGAAGCAUCGGAGAACAGCGCCGAGGAGCUGCGGGCGGAGCGUCUGCGCAGAGCCACCGAGAGGCUGCGCAGCCCCGUCGUCUUCAACAAGGACUCUGCAGUCAGGAAGACGCAGCUCAAGUCCUUCAGCCAGUACGUGGAGAGCAGACCAGAGGUGAAAAGACAGAAGUCUGUUCCCGAGGACCUUAAGAACUCAGAGGAGGAUCGAGGCUCGCCGACAGACAUCGACAUCCGCAGGCCGUUUGAGGAGGAGAAGGCGUUCAAAGACACCAGUCAGUAUGUGGUUGGGGAGCUGUCUGCACUGGAGAGCGAGCAGAGGCACAUCGACGCCCGAGCAGCUCGCGUGGAGAAGAGGCUGCGCUAUCUCAUGGACACAGGAAACAACAAGGAAGAAGAGGAGGCCAUGAUGCAGGAGUGGUUCAUGCUGGUCAACAAGAAGAACGCCCUCAUCCGAAGGCAGAACCAGCUGUCUCUGCUGGAGAAAGAGCACGAUCUGGAGAGACGCUUCGAACUGCUGAACAGGGAGCUGAGAGCAAUGCUGGCCAUCGAAGACUGGCAGAAGACCGAAGCCCAGAAGAGACGCGAGCAGCUGCUGCUGGAUGAGCUGGUCAUACUGGUCAACAAACGAGACGCUCUGGUCCGAGACCUGGACGCCCAGGAGAAAGAGGCCGAGGAGGAGGACGAGCACCUGGAGCGGACGCUGGAGCAGAACAAAGGCAAGAUGGCCAAGAAAGAGGAGAAGUGUGUCCUCCAGUGAUUGUCAGAGAAGCACUGCAAAUGUAGCCGAUCAAAGAAAUGUAUCCUCGUCGAUAUCGGUUGUGUUCCGGCAUCUUUCCGCCGCGGAGACUUCAGCUUUCUACAGACUGAGACGGUCCCGCCUCUCCUUAACGUUUCAUUUCACCUGGACUCUGCUUUGCUUUCAUCCUGAACGGUACCUGUAUGUAAUAUAAAUAAAGAGAGGCGAGACGCCGAGACGCCGUCGUGUUUGGAUGUAACCACGCUGCAGCACAAAAAAAAACAAAAAAGAAAGGAAAGAAAAGAAAGAAAAGUGGGUUUAGUGAGUUUUUCUUCAUUGUGAUGAGGAGCUCCAGGAAUUUUUUUAAAGUUAAAAAAAAAGAAACUUCCAUCAUCAGUCUUUUUCCAGCUACUUCAUUACUUGACUGUGUAUCUUUUAAUUAAAGUUUUUACUUGUAAAAUAUCUUAAAACUUGGGGAACGCGUUAAAGUUCAUAAACUUGCAUAAACUUUUCCUAUUGCUUUUUUUUAUUGUCUUGGCUUGAAAGCAGUUUACCAAAAGAAAAAUUAAA